GCGCCGGCGAGCCUAGCCUGAGCCCCGGCAGCGGCGCAGGGCUGGAAAAACUCCCCGCAGUUUUUCUCUUAAGUAUACUGGAAGCGUAUAGAAACAAAGAGUGGAGAACAGAUGAGAUCAAGGCAGUGACUGAGUCGGCUCCAGCAACUUCCUACUACCAAGGAUUACAGCCAGAUUGCUGUGGAAAUGAAUGGAGAACCGCAGCAGGAGACAGAUGCAGGAUCUGGUGUGGAUGAAACCGAAUUCGGUUGGGAUGAGUAUUUGGAAGAUACGGGAGCACUAGCAGCACCUCAUAGCUCAUUUAAACAUGUUGAUACUAGCCUACAAAAUGGCUUUGCACCUGGCAUGAAACUGGAGGUUGCUGUCAAGCCAGACCCUGAUACAUACUGGGUAGCCACCAUCAUUACGACUUGUGGGCAGUUACUGCUACUACGGUAUGAUGGUUAUGGAGAGGACCGCAAAGCUGACUUCUGGUGUGACAUCAUGACAGCUGACUUGCACCCAAUUGGUUGGUGUGAGCAGAACAAGAAGGCUCUCAGAGUGCCUGAAGGCAUCAAGGAUAAAAUUUCUAACCCAGAAGAAUUUCUGCAGCAGACUCUGAAGGGAGCUUGUAGUGCCCCUGUCAACCUUCUAGAAGGGCUCCACAGAGGGAAGAAUCCCUUGGAUUUAAUUGCACCUGGUUCAAGACUAGAAUGUCAGCACUUAAAGGAUUCCCUAGGAGCUUGGAUAGUCAAUGUAGUAGAAAAUAUUGGUGGAAGGCUUAAACUGCGUUAUGAAGGACUUGGAGAUUUGGAUCAGUAUGACUUGUGGAUGUUCUAUUUGGAUCCCUUUCUCCAUCCUGUGGGUUGGGCAACUCAACAGGGUUACAUCCUUGAACCUCCAUUAGCUUUUAGGCACUUCAAGACUGAGGCAGAAUGGCAGAAGAUCCUAGCCACAGUAAAAGAGGAGGAAGAAGAAUCUUUAGUGCCCACUGAUUUAUUUAAGGACAAACCUGUUGUUGGCAUCCACUCAUUCUCUGUGAACAUGAAGCUAGAGGCUAUUGACCCAGAAGCACCUUUUAUCAUCGCACCUGCUACUGUUACAAAGGUAUUCAAUGAUAAAUAUUUUAUGAUAGAAAUAGAUGAUUUGCGACCUGAUUGUACCACAAGCCAGUCUUACAUCUGUCAUGUCAACAGUGCUGGUAUUUUUCCUGUGCAAUGGAGUUUAAAGAAUGGGUUGCAUCUCAGUCCUCCACCUGGCUACCCUGGGCAAGACUUUGACUGGGCAGACUAUCUCAAGCAGUGUGGAGCUGAGGCUGCUCCCCAGAGCUGUUUUCCCUUGCUAAAUUCCGACCAUGGUUUUAAGGAGAACAUGAAACUGGAAGCUGUAAAUUCACAAGAUCCAGAAGAAAUUUGUGUUGCUACUGUUACAAAGGUGAAGGAUUCCUAUCUCUGGCUACAGCUAGAAAGUUCUAAAGCACCAACCCGUGACUGCAUAGUGAGUGUAGAAUCUAUGAAUAUAUUUCCAGUAGGUUGGUGUGAAACUAAUGGAUAUCAGCUCACUCCCCCUCGCAGAGGAGUAGUUAACAAGGAGAAGAAAAUUGCAGUGGUCCAACCAGAAAAGCAAAUAUUGUCUUCAAGGACUGUCCAUGAGGGCCUAAAGAGCCAGGAAUUGAACUCAGCUGACACAGUUGUAACUAAUGGUAAAUACUGCUGCCCAAAGAUCUACUUCAAUCAUCGCUGCUUCUCAGGGCCAUACCUUAAUAAAGGUAGAAUCGCAGAACUGCCACAGUCUGUGGGACCUGGGAAUUGUGUCCUUGUUCUUAAAGAGGUUCUCUCUCUCUUGAUCAACGCUGCUUAUAAACCCAGCCGUGUUCUUAGAGAAAUACAAUUAGAUGAGGAGGCUACGUGGCAUGGAUAUGGAGAAACCCUGAAAGCAAAAUACAAAGGGAAGAGUUAUCGUGCCACAGUGGAAGUUGUAAGAACAGCUGAUCGGGUGGCAGAAUUCUGUAGGCAGACCUGUAUCAAACUGGAGUGUUGUCCAAAUCUCUUUGGUCCCCAAAUGGUGCUAGACAAGUGUUCAGAGAACUGCUCUGUUCUGACUAAAACCAAAUACACCCAUUACUAUGGGAAAAGAAGAAACAAAAGGAUUGGCCGGCCACCAGGACUCCACAGCAACACAGAAGCAAGCAUGAAGAAGUCAAGCAAGAAAAGAAAGAAGCGGAAAAAUUUCUUUGUUCAUAAAAAGAAACGAUCCUCUACAUCUGUGGAGAACACACCAACUGGCUCACCCCAAGGCAGUGGAGGUGAAGAGGACGAUGACCAGGAAGAGGUGGAUGAAGAAUCCUUAACAGAAGACAGUGUCUCGGAUCACCAAGAUGAACUGCUUGAAGAAUCCGAACUUUCAGAGAAGAAAUCACAAUCCUCCUCACCCACACAGAGUGAGCGGUCUCAUUUUGUGACUCAGGACCGGGAUAGACGGAAAAGGAAACUACGUACUUUCUCUUUCUCAGAUGAUGAAAAUAAGCCUCCCACACCAAAGGAAAUCAAGAUAGAAGUUGGUGAAAAGCUGCAACUGGAUAGCAAUCCUUUGGAAUGGAGCGUGGCUGAUGUUGUGCGGUUCCUCAAAUCCACAGACUGUGCUCCAUUAGCUAGAAUAUUUCUUGAUCAGGAAAUAGAUGGGCAGGCACUUCUACUACUUACUCUUCCUACUGUUCAGGAGUGCAUGGACUUGAAGCUUGGCCCAGCAAUUAAACUUUGCCAUCACAUUGAAAGAGUCAAAUUUGCCUUUUACCAGCAGUUUGCUAACUAAGGAUGGAGAGGCAGCAAGUUGAAAUCCAUUUUUUGAAGCACAACUGCAGUCUCCUGCUCUUGUUUCAGCAGGGGAAGCCAAGAAAGAUCUCAUGGAAACUGUUUAUAAACUGACAUUUGGAGCCUUGCACUUUGAGAGAAGGAAAAAGACUCCUGGAUGUUAAUGCAAUCCUAUCUAUCUUCACAAAUGUUGCUUGUUCCAGAGCUUUUUCUUUUAAGAAAUAAAGGUGGUUUGACAUCUCUCCUCUGAGGGGAGAAAUAUUAUUUUUAGUAAUGGUCUGGAAAGAGCCAAACUGAUAGCAUGUGCAAGAAGAUAAAAAUUGGUGGAAAUCUCCUUUUCCUUAGCAGUCAUAGAACUGUUGUAGUUUUGUCUUAAAGAGACUUUAAAAGGAAAGCUUAUUGUCAAGGUAAGUGGGGUGGCCAAAAGCUUUGAUAUGAAAAACCACAUUCGGGCUUUGGAAGUUGCUUUCUACUUUUGCAGCCUGAAAGCACUACAAGGGAAAAGGACCUGUGUGGCUAUGCAACAGCUGCUUUGCUGAAGUCAGGACACCAACUCUGUUUCUUGUGAUAGAGGCUCUGUGCCUCUGCUAUGGGCAUGGUUUUUCCUGUGGUGGAGACAGUCAUACUCGGAAUUUUUACCAGUCACACUGCUGUUAAAGACACAGAAUGAAAGGUGUGGGGGGGGAUUUAAAUGUUAGCAUAUGGUUCUGCUUUUAACUAAAAAGCUGCAGAAAAACACAACUUCAUUAAUGCAAUUUGUUCUCCUUGGAAAGAUUUUUAACGUUUUUGUAGGGAAAAUGAAACGAUGCGGGGAUUAAGUUUUCUGUCUUGUAAUCAUUUGUUUGAAAACUGACCUUGCAUAUGUUGAGGAGGGAUAAAUAGAAAGGUGGAGCUCAUAUCAAUUGUCAAAUAUUAUGGGUUUCUCCAUAUAAUUAUGGUUGGCCUGUAAAAGCAUGGAUAGAGUGGUUCUUCCCUUAUCUAGUUAAGGAUAUAAUGGAACAUAACUUGUGAUGUCCAUUGUGGCACAGUUCAUGCAAUACAUAUGACUGUGGGUCCACAUUGGGAGAUAGGGUUCCAUGAAUAUUCACAUGACUUCUUACAGUGCAAUCCUAAGAAGCAUUACUCCAGUCUAAGCCCAUUGAAAUCAUUGGACUUAAACUGGAGUAGCUCUUAGAGAACCCAGCAAUUUUUUGUCCAUAAAACAGCGUCCUGCCACUGUAACAACUCUUGGUUGUUGCAUACUAAUGAAGAAUUGUAGGUUUCAAAUUCCGUAGAGUGGUUCAAACUGAUUAGGAUCCAGGUUUUUGCAUUUUCUCUGCUGGGCUAUCCCUUCUGCCUAUUAUAUGUAUGCUAACUUUGAAAUAUAUCUGGUCACUUUGAUCUCUGGAUAUUUGGGAUUCACAGGUUGGAACUUGUGUUUCUGGGGAUUGUCUGGGGACAUACAUAAAUACUUAUCUUUAGGAAGGUGUCUUAAAAGAACCUUCCUUAAAAUGAACUUUCCUAUCAGUAUGAGAUCCUAGAGUGUGGCUGCAGAAUGAUUCUCCAGAGCUUUCAUACUUCCAAGUUUCAACCAAAGUAGAUUUAGUACAUGGAAGGCUAUGUAAAUUAACUCAUAAGCUGAGUUUGCAGCUGUAUUUGUAUAUUGAAGUUAGUACUAUUCAGCUGGUUGGUUUAUUAUAAAAAAUGCACUUUGUGUAUGGGUAGGUGGGUUGGUUUCUGAGCAUCUCUAUUUGGCACAGGGAAAAAAAUCAAUUUUCCCCAUCAUUCAACUUUAGUGUAUCGUUUGCUCUGUUCAGUGGGCAGUUGUUGGGUAUCUUUUGACAAAAAAUAAUCUGAAAGAAAUCAUAAGAAGCCCAUAUGUAGAAACUUUUAUGUCAAAGAUUUUUCAGAGUUUUUUAAGUAAAAUUUUCAUACUUCAUGCAUUGCUGUAAAUAAGUCAACUGUUUUUGAGGCCAGUGGAGUAGGAGCUGGCUAUGCAGGAUAUAUUUAUAAGCUGAUAUUUCUGUCUUGCUUUAGCAGUUUGGUCCCAGUGGGAUCCAUUUAGGGAGUUUCAAAAAGAGAGAUGCUUUCCAUUGUUACUUUUAAUAAGUCAUUUCUAUGCAACACACGGGUACUUGUAUACUGCAUUUCUUGAGGCAAUUCUUGUGGGCUGGAGUGUAAAGGGUUUGACACAAUCUACAAAGCAUUCAGUUCCUAAGUACUUUUGAAAUAUUCUCAUACUUCAGUAAAAAUGUAACUUCAUCUACCAAACCCUUCAUCUCUUUCCAUUUAUUGCCCAAAUAGUUUCAAUUGGAGUCUUACCUGACUUAGUACUGAUACGACAUUUAAAAGGUUCUUGCAUUAUUGUAGAGGAGUGGGGGAAAGUCUGCAAAGUUAGAUAACAUUGUAUAUUUUUACUGUGCCAAUGAUAUUCUCCCGCUGAGAGAGUGCCUGCACACCCCAUUGGCUUUAAGGUCUGCAAUAUACCUUCCCCCAAAGAAGAGAGCAGGGAAAGGUAAACAUAAUUUUCAUGUCUCUGUGGCCUACCUGCUACACGAAGACCUCCAUUAAAAUAAAUACUUACGUACUGCUGUAACUUAUAGGCAAUAAAGCAGGUUUUCCUUAGGAUUGGCUUUUUUUGGAAAACUGCAAUUUGCUUGAGCAGCUAGAAAAAUAUUAACAUAUAAAAUUGGUCCAUAUUAAAGCAACAUAGAGUGUUUCACAUUACUAAUAAAAAUUAAUAUGAUCCUGGACUUACCUCUCUGGGUAUAGUUACCACUUUUAUAAUGCUUAGUAAAUAUUCAAAGACCAGAUGGGGAAGAAAAUAAGUAACUAACUUGUAGAGCUUGUACCAAAUUCUGGAUUUGAAGAAGAUGGUUCUUGGGGAAAGAAUUUGACAUUGUUAAACUUUCUAUGUCAUAUUUAAAUCCUAGUAUGAUGAUUGAGCCAUCAAAGGGAGCCUUAACUGCCCCCAUUACAUAAAUGCUUUGCAAGAAGAUAGAAAUAGUUAAUUACUAAAUGAAUAGCAAUAUAUUGUAUCAUUUACUUACUGAAUCUAGCACACCUUUUUCAUACAAUGUGCAGAGAUUUUGUAUGCAUUAUUCACCAAAGGCUAAUGAGCUCAAAGGAGUUUAAUAGUACAUGAGAAGAAUAUUUCAUAAAUAUGCCAAAUUGAAACGUUUAACUGCAGAACAGGCAGUGUGCGUAUUUGCCUCUGCCUCUCUAUAAAUACGAUGAAGUUUUAUUAAUUUCACACAAGAUGUGUUGCCAAAUGUCAAUCUACCAGAGAUCAGCGUUUUAUAUAAAGCAGAUCUUAGCAAUUUUCAACUUUGUCUAGGAUUGUUGUCUACUGUGAAAGUUUUCAAAAUACCCAAGAUUUGCUAAGCACAAAGGAAUUGCCUUUGCCUGAAAACCUUAUCAGCUUGCUUGCUAGGAACUUGUGCUGACAUUUUAACUUUUAUCAAAUCAUUCAAUGAGAUCUUGUUUUUGAGGCAGCAUCAUGGGGGAAAGAUUAGGAUGGAUUUUGAGCAGUGGUGCUAACUGUAUGCAUGCAGUUAUCCCUCCCUCAUACACACACACACACACACUGGUUCUGUUUAUGGCAGAGAGGUUGUUUAGUGAAUACCACUAGCAUCAAUUGCUUUCUAUAUCCUAUCUAAAAACUACCAAAACAGGUGAGGCUGUUAGUACAGUAGCUAUUCCAUUGUACCUACCUGCUCAUCAGAAAACACUGACAGUCCUCAUACUGCAGUCUAUUUGAUUAAUCAAACAUCAGCAAUAAGGAGCCAAAUGUUAUAGAAGGCCACAAGUUGCUUCUUCCUGACCCCCCCAAGAGUCAUGGCAUCAAAUGCACAGUAGUAUGGGACAGCUGGGACUGAGUGACUGGGUAGAAUUAAUUUAAAAAUGAGUUUCAGUAAAGAGGUUGUCACUUUAGCCAUCACCUGGAAAAGCUCCUGGAACAGUUUCUUUUAAUAUAUCUGUUGAGUCUUCAUAUCUGCCGUCAUCUGCUACAAUCCUGUUUCACUGUCAUAUACACACAUCACCCAUUUUUUCCAUCCUCCUCUAAAUCAAUUCUGUUGAUGUUUUACAGACAAUCAGAAAUCUCUUGGAAGAGCCCCUAGGGCAGAUACUGCCAGCAUAUAUGUAGAUCUGCUUGUUGUAAUAGCUCAUUGGACAUGCACUUUCCCUGCUUUGUUCUUUUUUAAAAAAGAAUUUUAAAAUGUAUAUUGUGUUGCCCCUCUUGCUUGCUGUAUUUUUCCUUGAUUUUGAGAGAGAGAGAGAGAGAGAGAGAGAGAUGCGUGCUUUAAAAAGUAAAAUAUAAAAAAAGGAGGAAUAUGCACAUGCAAACUUGCUCUUUUGCUGGAUAGGUGUAUCAAAAGGUUUUAAAAUAUCUUACAUUAUUUUGCUUGGUUUUUUCUGUAAAAAUGUACAUAAUUUUGUGGUACUUCAUGACCGUUUUAAGUGGUUGUAAGAAAAUUAAAAACACUCAAAUUGCUA
This is a messenger RNA of Eublepharis macularius, 7265 nucleotides long. RefSeq names its product Scm like with four mbt domains 1 (gene SFMBT1). The record is from RefSeq and is a predicted model, not a curated record. Gene Ontology annotation, biological process: regulation of DNA-templated transcription. The transcript has 21 exons. The coding region runs from base 187 to 2790 and encodes 867 amino acids. Gene Ontology annotation, molecular function: transcription corepressor activity; histone binding. Gene Ontology annotation, cellular component: nucleus. NCBI's taxonomy places the organism in Eukaryota, Metazoa, Chordata, Lepidosauria, Squamata, Eublepharidae.